This is a messenger RNA of Nematostella vectensis (starlet sea anemone), 485 nucleotides long. RefSeq names its product COX assembly mitochondrial protein 2 homolog. The record is from RefSeq and is a predicted model, not a curated record. The transcript has 3 exons. NCBI's taxonomy places the organism in Eukaryota, Metazoa, Cnidaria, Anthozoa, Actiniaria, Edwardsiidae. Gene Ontology annotation, cellular component: mitochondrion. The coding region runs from base 115 to 345 and encodes 76 amino acids.
UAUCCUGUGGUUAAAUAAAAAAGGCCAGGCUGCGUUCAAAACAUGGCGGCAUGAAAAAGUGGGAUCACUAAAUUGAAGCUUUGAUCGCGUGUUGUUCGCUACGAUCGCAAAGAUAUGCAUCCGUCGUUAGCUCCCCAUCUACAUGAUACUUGUUUAGAUCUGAUAGAGAAGCUUCAUCAAUGUCACGAAGAGUCUGGAUUUAAAAAGUUCUUGGGAGGGUGCAAUGACAUAGAGAGAGAACUGCAAAAAUGUCUGAAGCGGGAAAGUGCAGAACGGAGAAGACAAAAUAUGGAGAUGGCUGCCUUAAGGAAAGAGAAGUUCAAGAAAGUUGACAGUGAAAUAUAAUCACAGGAGGCAAUAGUUUGUGCUAAGUAAUAUAAAGUGCAGAAUUUGAGAUGAGAUGAUAAGCAUGUAAACAUAAGAGAAUGUAAAAAUAUUUUGUUGUAGAAAUAGUAUACUCUAUUAAAAUGAAUGAUACAGAGACA